Messenger RNA from Hippocampus zosterae (dwarf seahorse), 984 nucleotides. RefSeq names its product alpha-synuclein-like. Lineage: Eukaryota; Metazoa; Chordata; Actinopteri; Syngnathiformes; Syngnathidae. Gene Ontology annotation, biological process: synapse organization; chemical synaptic transmission; synaptic vesicle endocytosis. The record is from RefSeq and is a predicted model, not a curated record. The transcript is spliced from 6 exons. Gene Ontology annotation, molecular function: cuprous ion binding. Gene Ontology annotation, cellular component: neuronal cell body; cytoplasm; axon terminus. Bases 194 to 574 code for a protein of 126 amino acids.
UGGCGUGCGCGCGCACACACACACUCACUCACUCACACGCACACACACUUUGUCGAGUGAGUUUUGGAGUGAGCGAACUGGUUUUUCCGGGGAAAUUCAACGCGGAACACAGAGAACGUGAACACACCAAAGGUGCGUGGCUCGCCAGACAUCCACCUUUAAAAGAAGCAAACGCUGCUCUGCGAGGACAAAAAUGGAGGCGAUGAUGAAGGGACUGAACAAAGCCAAGGAAGGAGUGGUGGUAGCGGCGACUAAAACCAAGCAAGGAGUGAGUGGCGCGGCUGAGAUCACCAAAGACGGAGUCCUCUACGUCGGCACCAAAACAAAGGAUGGAGUCACAACAGUUGCAGGUAAAACGGUGGAGGGGGUGAGCCAGGUUAGCGGAGCAGUGGUUAGCGGGAUGACCAACAUAGCCCAGAAAACAGUGGAAGGGGCGGGCAACAUCAUCGCCACCACCGGAUUGAGCAAGAAGGAUCCUGCCAAACCGAGCAACGACAACGCCACCGCGCAAGAUGCGGCCGAGUCUCCGGUGGAUACCGACACCACUGAUGCGACGGAGGACGACACAGACUAAACAUGUUGUAAGACGGCCGAUCGGAACAUUCCACGUUUCUCUACCGUCGUGCCUCGUCGUGGUCUUCUAUGAUGUCCGUGAGCAUGUAAAAUUGACGGUGUGUGUGUGUAUUGUGUACGUCUUUUGCACAUCUGCAAUUUGACCUCAGGUGUCUUGGUUAUGAUAAUUGUAAUUUACUCUCGCUGUUCAUGUUUGUCAGUCAUUAGCACAUUUAACUCGACCACAAUUAACCACCUAAGUGUCUCAAUAGGAACAAUGACCAUGACGAUAUCUAUUUUUUUUUUUGCGUCCGUUUGUGGAACAAUAUUGUAAUUUUCAGCAUCAAAUUGAAACGCAAAAGUAUGCGCCGGUACUUGUGGGUAUGAUGUCAUAGAGAUUUAGUGUUGAAUAAAAGUAUGUGUUUAAAAGUA